UCUUCUUCUUCUUUCUAUUUUUUGUUCCAUCCAACGCGAGUCCCCAUAUCACAUCCAAAUCUUAUCUUCACCUCCCUUUCGUCUCCCAUCCCAUCCACCCACCACCACCACCACCAUGUAUCCCCCCAAACCAGAGUCCACUUAUCCUCCGGCGACGGCAACAGGCGUCCCUGUAAGCUCCGCCGAUCAAUACUACGCCCCGUCCGGCCCUGCCGCCUUCCAAGUCUAUUCUCAGGCACCCGGUCCAUGGUCCACCGGCCUCUGCGAAUGCUUCGACGACUGCAGCAACUGCUUAAUCACUUGCUUCUGCCCAUGCAUCACUUUUGGCCAGAUCGCGGAGAUUGUCGAUAAAGGAUCCACCUCGUGUGGUGCGAGUGGAGCGCUUUAUGCGUUAAUAAUGUGGGUGACGGGUUGCGGUUGCUUGUAUUCGUGCUUCUAUCGAUCCAAGCUGAGGGCGCAGUACUCGCUGCAGGAGAGCCCUUGCAACGACUGCCUCGUUCACUGCUGCUGCGAGACGUGCGCCCUCUGCCAGGAGUACCGUGAGCUCAAGCGCCGUGGCUUUGACAUGGUCAUUGGGUGGCACGCGAACAUGGAGAAACGGGGGCAUGGGCAGGGGGCGACCGUACCGCCAGGGAUUCAAGGGGGAAUGAGCCGUUGAUGGUUCCAAGUUUAUCGGAUGUCUCUCAAGAGCUAGAGGUUAAUCGAAUACUUCAAUAAGGAGGCAUGUACUUUAUUGCCUUCUAUAGCUUAGUGUAUCAUGGGUUGCUGUAUUCGAUUAUGAAUAAGCUAGAGGACUGGGUGCUCCUGGGGUUCGGUUGUUGAUGUUAGUAGCUAGAACUUGUACAAGUUCAUCUGCUAUUUCCAGGGAAUUUUGGAUUCGAAAUAAAUAUGAAUGCAUAAUUUCUAUAUGUAUCAUCUCA
Messenger RNA from Elaeis guineensis (African oil palm), 920 nucleotides. Its product is annotated as cell number regulator 2. The record is from RefSeq and is a predicted model, not a curated record. Lineage: Eukaryota; Viridiplantae; Streptophyta; Magnoliopsida; Arecales; Arecaceae.